Molecule: messenger RNA, 879 nt
Organism: Caenorhabditis briggsae
Lineage: Eukaryota; Metazoa; Nematoda; Chromadorea; Rhabditida; Rhabditidae
Exons: 6
Coding region: 1-879 (292 amino acids)
Source: RefSeq, a predicted model, not a curated record
AUGUACGACGUCAUUUGGGAACUUGCCAUUGGUGGCAUUGACAGCUCGAUUCAAGGCAAUGGUGGGGAGGAGUGUAUGAAUUAUCUCCCAUCAUGGCAGCGAUUUUUGGAGUCCAUCGUCUUCAUCCCACUCUCAUUCUGGGCAGCCUAUAUGUCAAUUCCGCUUGAUUGCUCAUUUACACUACCCGUGAAAAACGUGUCCAGAUAUGUGAUACUCACCGUAUAUAGUCUUAUUUUUGGCGCCGAGCUUGCCUAUAAGAUGAUUUCAAAAACUGGAAUUUUCUUACUUAACCCAUGCCACGUCACCACUACAAUGCAAUUGAUGUUACUCACCAUGGAGGGGACUUCUAAAAAAGCCUGUUUCCUCUUCCGAUUGAUGCUCUAUUUUAUGCCCGGUGCGUGGUUCGCGUUGGCGUUUCCAAUUUUGAACACAAGAAAUCUGCCCGGAGAAGUGUUCAUUUACUACGCGCAACACAUUGCGAUUCUCGUGGUGCCAGUGUAUCUCAUGUACAUACAGGGGGCGUUCGAGCCGGAGAAGGCUUACGAUUUUGGAUGGACGGUUUUUGGGAUCUCACUCUUUUCACUUUAUCAUUUCGUCAUUCUUCAAGUUGGAGCUAUGAUCACCCGCGUCAACCUGAACAACAUCAUGUGCCCUGCGGUUUCGGACCCGUUCCAGUCUCGCGCCUACCGUAUCAUCGCGGUCGGCCAUCAGUGCAUCCUCAUUCCGAUUCUCUCCAAGACAUACUCGGCUAUGUCGCUAGCCGCUGUGGAUUUCUACAAAACAGUGUAUGAAAUGCCAUCGGUGCCAUCGUCGAGGAAACUGUGCGAGAUGAACGAUGAGAACACAAUCUGUUUGAAACCAGCCAAAUUGAAACUCUGA